Anguilla rostrata (American eel) is the source of this 2709-nucleotide messenger RNA. RefSeq lists its product as uncharacterized. Gene Ontology annotation, molecular function: MAP kinase tyrosine/serine/threonine phosphatase activity; protein tyrosine/threonine phosphatase activity; MAP kinase tyrosine phosphatase activity. The record is from RefSeq and is a predicted model, not a curated record. Lineage: Eukaryota; Metazoa; Chordata; Actinopteri; Anguilliformes; Anguillidae. Bases 158 to 1393 code for a protein of 411 amino acids. Gene Ontology annotation, biological process: protein dephosphorylation; negative regulation of MAPK cascade. The transcript is spliced from 5 exons.
GUUGUCAUCAGAAUGCGUGAUCAUUGAAGUUGGCCAACUUCCCGACGUCGAUUUGCUGUGACUGCAAACUAGUUGUCUACAAGUUUCAAAUGGCUGGGCAACGGCAUUAAAGUCAUCCAAAAUGAAGGGAUAGAUAUCUAGCCAAGUUAUUUAGAAAAUGGAGUCGAUAGACAAAUGGAAUAAAGACUUUAUUGCACUUAGGCUGCUGGAUAAGAAACUGAAUUCCAAAAGGAACGGCCGGACAGGCAAACAUCUUCAAAAUACUUUCAAGAUCCAUGGUGGUUUACAGUCAGCCAUAACACGAUCAGAAUGUGCUACUGGCUCCUGUCCAAACCUCCUCAUGAGCAGGCAGGAACAGCCAGAGCAGCGGCAGGUCGCCAUGGCGCUCUCCCCCCAGCUGCCUCCCCGUGCCAACCGGCCGCUUUGCCUCUCCGUCUCCUCUGACAGCAGCGUCUCCCUCAAGGCCCUGGAGACGCAGGAGUGGAAGAACAACUUCAAAGCCCAGAUGGAGCAGGCCCACAGUGCAGGAGCUGCCAGCAGUACUGGCUCCCUGGAGAGGGCGUCGUUGUUCUGUGCGUCAGGGUCCACCACAGCCUCCAGUUCGGGCCUCUCCAGUCCCGUGGAGCCACUCUCCCUCUCCAAGAACAAGUCCUCCAGCGCCUUCUCUCGUUUCUCUCCCCCCUGGAACAGCAGCUCAGAAUCGGACUCCAACCCUCCCUCUCGCUCCAGUUCCAAGAAAUGGCGCAACCGCAGCCGAAGGGGCAGAGCUGGGGGCGGGGCCGGGGUGGGAGUGGGCGGUGCUGGGGGCAGAGGGGAAGAGGCCACAGAACCCAAGCAGGGCGGCACGGAGCAGUUCCAGCACUCUGAGCCGGUCAUCUCCAAGGUGACGGACUACAUCUACGUGGGGAACGUCAACGCGGCCUACAGUGGCCGCACGCUGUGCCGGAACAACAUCGACAGCGUGGUGGACAUGAGCAGCCUUCCGGGGGAGAGCAGCCUCUGCCUGGUCCCCUGCACCUGCUCCCGCCGGGCGCGGCACACCUGGUCCCGCCUGAAGGUGGACCUCGGGGACCGAGACCCCGCCCUGGAGCGGUGCAGCUUCGAGGACAUCAACGAGUGCAUCACGGCGUCCGCCGAGAAGAGGCGGCGUGUCCUGGUGCACUGCCGCGACGGCUACUCCCUCGCCCCGACCUGCGUCAUCCAGUACCUCAUGGUCCGGCACAACAUGAGGCUCGUCGCCGCCUACGAGCUGCUCAGGGCCCGGCACCCCGUCAACAUCACCGAGAGCCACCAGAACCUGCUGAUCGGGCUGGAGAAAGCCCUGUGGCCUGCUGCCAGCGUGGACCCAGAGAGCUGCAAACAGGCCAUCUCCCGCAGAGUGGCCUGGACCUGACUGGCUCAGUGUUUAGUGUUAUAGUGCAGAUCGGUGAUCCAAAAGGGACUCUUUUAUGGUCUAAUGGCCCCCUACCCUUCAGCAUAGCAGGAGAACUGCAGGAAACUGAAGUGGGGGUGCACUCCUCAGAUGCACUCAUCUGCAAGCCAACUAUUAUUCUUCUCUCUAAAGACCACAUAGUCCCUGUUUUUAGAUUUAAUGUUUGAUAAACUGGAGUCAUCCAAAAUCAUCUGCUGAAUGCUUUACUUGCACAAUAGCAUACAUGUUUAACUAGCAGUCAGCUGGUCUGAUGGUGUUUGUAAUCAAGUUUGGCUUUUGUGGCAUUGACAGACUAUCGCUCUUCAAAGCAGCUCUUCUAGAACAUUGCUGGUUGGCCUUUUGAGAUUUCAUCAUUGUAGACAUUGAUAAGGUGAUACAUAACAAUAAAAUGUCCUCUAUGAGCAUAAGGUACAUUAGGACUGUCGUACGGAUGAGUUAUCACCUGUUUCUUUAACCACAGGGUUUAAAGGCAUACUAUGCAGGAUUUUUAACCUUACUGUGGUCCUGUGUUUACAAUUAUAGAUUCCUCAGUCCUCAACCCUGCCCACUCACCUCCAUUUUUAUAUUUUAUAUCCAUAUUUAUUUUUAUAUCUUCACUUUUUCGAUAGCUAUCGCCAUCAAGGAGAAGCAAUUUCAUGGUUUACUCAUUCUUGAACGGGCCCUGUUGCCUUGCCGUUUCACUUCACAGUACUUGUGCUUCAUCCCCUCCACCAUUGCAGUAACUAGCUACAAACGCUCAGCUGAAACCUGAUGCCACCCCACCGGCUCUGUAGCCACACCUACCCCUCCCCACACAGAAAAGAGCUUCACACCCAGAAAGGACCCAAAAACAUUUGACGAGAAGAAAUACAGGUAGAGAAGCACUGGUCCGGCAAAUGUGUGGAGAGCCUGAGAGAGAGUGCCAGGGCAUCAUAGAUAUGGCUGAUUGUGGUUAUUUUAUAUUUUAUAGCAUAGUGCAUAGUAUGCCUUUAGGUUGAGAACUGACAUCCAAUUUAGUUCAUCUGCACAAGUCUAGGUAGAAUACUGGAAAAAUGGGCUGUGAGCUGUAUUAAGUUCCCCAGUUCACAUGUACAGAAUUUGUGUCUGAGGUUGUAUACGCAUAUGAAAUUAGGGGUUGUGUAUGGUAUAUUAAAGGGGUGAGGGGUGGUCAAAAUUCAUAUAUUUGUUGUACAAACCAACCAGCUAUUCAAACCUCAUUUUUUUCUUUACAAAUGGAACAUUCACAUCACAAGCCACACUGACAUAUUCUAGAAUAAAAAAGAGGACCGGAGAGCAUG